AGAAACCGCUACCCCACCUGCCAAAAUGUAAACAAGAAUGUCUGAAUUGAGAAGAGCGGAGCAAAAAAAUGAAAUUAUUUGCUGUGAAAUAGCAAAUAAUGUCUAAAAUUUGAUAUUUGAUCAUCGUAUCUUAUUAGUGAUGUCGAUCUGAGAUAUGGUAAGAAGAAAUGAGAGGCACGGUGAAAUCGGAAACGGCCCAUCUUCGAGUUGUGUGAGGUAGUGAAGUGAUUACAGCAGAGGGCAAAAUGACUUCGUGUGCGUAUAUGGUAGAUGUGAUGGUCGGGGACCUCUCUCUGGUAGAUCCCCCUUCCAUCAUCCACAGGAGCAAAAAUCCUUUGUGCCCUGUCAUUGCUGUGCAGAUCUUCCAUGGCCCCCUGCUCUACAUCCCCUUCCUCAGCCCUGAGAGUGUUCAGGCUCAUCUCCGGGAUAUCCAUGAUGGACACAACUUCCUCCCUUUAGAGAUUGAAGAGAGCUAUCUAAAGGGAGGAAAGUUUGUGUUCCGCAAAGGGAGGUCCUGUCUCUUCACCGCACCUCUGAAUUCAUUUGCAAAAGAGGGAGAUGGAAUUGACAGCCGGAAUGACACUGACGUAGUUGUUGGGAGUUAUGUAAACCUUGUAAUCCUUAAUGGCCUGUGCUUCCCCCCAUCAGUGUUUGGGAGGUGCAAGGCAGCUAUCCCUGUGAGUGGAAGGGAGAACAGAGAACCAAAGAGAUGCCUGACAGGGAAAGUCAUCCUUAGUGACCACCUUGGAAAGUCUGUUGCUUCACUCCAGGUGUCCAUCACUUUGAGAAGUCUUGGAGAAGAUAUUGCCCUUCAUGCAAGACAUUUUGAUACUACUAAUGGAGAGGAAAAACAGUCAGUACCAGGGGUGGUUCCAUCUCACAAAUUUAGUGAAGACAUGACCAUUCCUGAUUAUGAGCUUAGUUCCAGGAGGUUAAGACUUGAUAGGACCAUCAAUCUUCUGCAGGAAAGAGAGAACAGUAAAAAGACACCAUUUAGUCAUAUUCAUGACACAGUACUGGAUCAGUCAUAUGUAAUUAAUCAACACUUUGUGGAUCAAGGAAUUGGAAGUUCAAAAUACGGUUCACAAAGUCAUGAGACUUCAGAGGUUAUUGCCAUGAAGAUAGCCGAGUUUGAGAGAAAUGUGCAAGAUAAUUCCAAGGAAUUUCUUACGGCUCCUGUUGUGAGCCCCAGAAUAGGAGGGAAGCUACCACAGCCCUCGCCCCUCCUCUUUACUGGGCGUGAUGCAGAGGCAGAGAGACUGUGGAAUUCCAAAAUGAAAGAAGUUGGGGGUUAUGUCUUAGACUUUGAUAAUGACAGCAGUGAAUCCUUCCCUACAAGUGAGGGAGAAGAAAACAUCUUAAAGAAUGAAGAUAAAACUGAGGAAAUAGAAAAAUUGAAAAAGAUUGUAGAAAAACAUAAAGACCCAAGAGAGAUAGAGGCUAAGAAGAUGAAUUAUGCCAAGGAAAGAUCUCAGAGGAAUCUAAAGAACACGAAAAAUGCAGAUAACAGGAAGUCAGUGAAACAUGCACAAGGUAUGAAGAGGCCCACUGGCUGGCUGCGCAGCACUCCCAUUGCUCCCUACAGAAUGUACUCUGAGCCCCCACGUCCCAAACUCACCCGGACCUCUCUCUUAAGAAGGGCAAAGCUCGACCCAGAGCUUGCAAAGCAGCUGCGUGCAGAAGUGGACUUCCAGGUCAAGCAGAAACUUAAGAUUUUAGAUGAAGCUUUCAAAGAGGAGAUGUCAAACUUACGAAAGAAAAAGCUCAUGAGAUCAGCCAGGCAAAAUAAGAUGGCUGCAAGUUCCCAGACAGAGGAUGAGAGAGCUGAGGAUGACCUCCUGUUGGAAAGGAAACCCUUGUUUGGCCUUGAGGAUUUCUCUCAGCAGACAGAUCUCUUCCACCAAAAGUCUCACCAGUUUACCCAGAUGGGAGAGAGUUUCACAAGGGAAAUGGAUGGUGGCAAAAGGGUAAGUCGUGCUGGAUCUCCUAUUAAUCAUGCUACACAUGAAUUUAGAAAGGGAAGGGGAGGCCUGCAGAGGGGUGAAACAUAUGAUGUGGACUUGACUGAGAGAAUAGGGAGUCCCUUUUCUGUAAAGGAAGCUCAGAGUAUGAAACCAUCCCAUAAUGAGCACAACUGUAGAAAUGGUCUUGAUACAUCCACAAAUAGGCAUGAUAAAUCAAAAAAAGUUGUUCACACUAUAAAUGGUUAUAAAUCACAUGAACGUCAUAAGAUAGCUGAAAGUGCUCAGAAACAAAAUUCUGACCAUUCUCUGUCCAUCACUGAAAGUGAACCAAAGCAGAGACAGAAAGGUAGCAACCCCACCAACAGAAUUCGUGACAGUAAAAUGAAACCUGAAUCUACACACAAAGUUUCAUCAAGGCAAUAUACGAGUGCUACAGGAUCUUCCUCAGAGUCUGUGCAGGAAAUAUCCAUAGAAGAAAACUUGGUCAGAUCGUCAAGCAGCAAGGGUGGUUCACUGUCCAUGGCAGUUGUUACAGAGUCUAAUAGAAGAAGAGCCAGUAGUGUUCAGAGUGACUCUAAAGCCACAAACAGUGAGGCCUUGGAGGUGAGUGAGGCAUCCAGCCUUUCUGCAGAAGUGUACCAAGAAAUUCUGAGGGGGAAGAAAGCUGACAUUCUCCUGAGCAAUGGGAGUAAAAGCAGUAGAGUUCAGGAAGCUGUAAGUAUUUCUUCUGCUGCAGAGGAAGUAGUCACAGCAGAUGAUGAUUCUGCACAAGAUAUAAGGCAAGGGAAUGAGAAGAGCAACAUUCUCCAACAGUUAAGCAAAGCCAGAGGUAAAGGUCUUAUAAACUCCAGGACAUAUAGCAUCAAGGAAGGCCAAGGACUUGCUGCAACUUACAAAAUUCCAGUUAUACAUGGUUCUAGCUCAGAAAGUGAUGCUAUUAUCAGAGGUAGAAACAGUGACACCAAAUUUUAUGCACAAAGCCAAUCCUUACAUUCACCACGUGCUGAAAGAGGACCUGUCAAUGUUGAGGUAAAACACAAAGAUACUGGAAACACAAAAUUGCACGGUUUAAGCAAAGGAACUCCAUCACCAAGAGUGGAAGAGGAGGAAGAAGAGGAAGGAACCAUCAGCGACAUAAGUGCCCGCAUCGCUGCUCUCCUAUUGCCCAAGAAGGUGGAAGUUGCAUCAUUGCACACAGACUCUAUCAGCUCUUACAUGCCUUCAGAUGUUGAUGGCACUCUUUCCAGUCUCUCUGAUAUGUCUUAGUUCAAAGUAAUUAAAUUUUAUUGCAACAUGUUUGAAACUGGAAGCAACUGAAGGUAGCUGAGAGUGUCUUUAGUCUUCUGUUGAAUUAAGAAUAUGUACUCUUAAGGAAUCUUUUUUUUUUUUUUAAGUGAAGGAUUCCUUAUUGCAUUGAUUCAGAGUGUAUGAUUCUCAUUUUAUGCAAAGAGCAAAGCUUUACCAAAGAUUACCUUUACACUGCCAAUUAUUAUGCAAAUCCAAAGACAUGUAAGUUAAAUUUCUUAUUGCAUUGAUUCAGAGUGUAUGAUUCUCAUUUUAUGCAAAGAGCAAAGCUUUACCAAAGAUUACCUUUACACUGCCAAGUAUUAUGCAAAUCCAAAGACAUGUAAGUUAAAUUUCAUGAAUGGUGUAGUUCUCAGAGUGAAAGGAAAGUAGGUUAAGAUUCAUUUUACGGAAGUUGCAUACUCAAUUCUGCAUACUCACUUCUUUCUAAAUUGAAGCACAAGUAUAUUUCUGUGAAAGAAGUAGAAUAUAUCUUUCAUAUUUAAAAACAAGUGAGAUUAUAUAAGCUGUGAUCACUGAUGAAAGACUAAUAAAUUAGAUAUUAAGUUGA
Penaeus vannamei (Pacific white shrimp) is the source of this 3819-nucleotide messenger RNA. RefSeq lists its product as uncharacterized. Lineage: Eukaryota; Metazoa; Arthropoda; Malacostraca; Decapoda; Penaeidae. The record is from RefSeq and is a predicted model, not a curated record.